CCUCUCAAGUCGCCAAACACGCGACAAUUGGGCAUAAACCACCCACCUUGCAAAACGCAUUCAGCAACAUCAACGCCGACACGACAAGACCUAUCACAUCGUGGAGCUUAUACCGAAACCACUUUGCCAUAACAAAUAGCGUAGGAAUCCAUCUUCGCCUUUUUCUUGCUAUUGAGCCUUCGACUUACGCAUCGCGUUUGCUGUAGGAUAGUAAAGUUACCACGAAAUCGACACUACAGACCGACAAGAUGGCAGAACAACAGUCACCUCCACCGGCCGGUGGUCGCGAUAAGCUCGAAGCCCAAAUCAAGUCUGCAGAUAUGACGGAAGACAUGCAGCAAGAAGCAAUCGACGUCGCUCAGGAAGCUAUGGGCAAAUACACCAUCGAAAAGGAUAUUGCACAGCACAUCAAGCGUACCUUUGACGAGCGAAAGGGUCCGACCUGGCACUGCAUCGUAGGAAGGAACUUCGGAAGCUUUGUCACUCACGAAACGAAGCACUUCAUCUACUUCUACCUAGGGCACUGCGCCAUCCUGCUCUUCAAGACGCAGUAGAGUAGCGGCUUGUAGUUUAAGCUACUAGCUCUUCCUAGAGUUUAGUCUCUUGGUGGCGCGGGCGUUUCGCGUUUGUUUUACUUGCGAAGAAGACGUUUCCCAGGGGCACAAAUUUGAUGGUAAUACAUACCCUAAUUAUGGUAGAUUGAUCGCUGCAUCGAUAUGGGUCACUGUAUAUCGUCAUACGAAAAAUACCGUUGUUCAUAGAGAAAAUAAUAUGAAUAUGCAAAAUACAGAACGUGUGAUGUCAAGCAUGCUACAGCUCAAAUAGCGUUCUCGAUAUACUCGGAGAUACUCAGCCAAGAAACUUGAGAGAAUACGCCCGUGAUAUCAAGCACUAGAAUUCAGGUUCUACUCGUAAUUUGAAUGUUUCAAGCGAUAUAGUAUACUCUUCAAGCGGCACGUCGGUUCCGCACUCCGCAAUUCGGCUCCGCAAGCUGUCUUUCCG
Daldinia vernicosa is the source of this 1002-nucleotide messenger RNA. Its product is annotated as dynein light chain type 1-domain-containing protein. The record is from RefSeq and is a predicted model, not a curated record. Gene Ontology annotation, cellular component: cytoplasmic dynein complex. Gene Ontology annotation, molecular function: dynein intermediate chain binding; dynein light intermediate chain binding. Bases 249 to 554 code for a protein of 101 amino acids. The transcript is spliced from 7 exons. NCBI's taxonomy places the organism in Eukaryota, Fungi, Ascomycota, Sordariomycetes, Xylariales, Hypoxylaceae. Gene Ontology annotation, biological process: cilium assembly; microtubule-based process.